AUGAGAUGUAAUAAAUAUAAAAUGAGUGUACCUAAAAUUAGUACAAUUUUGUUCAUACUUCCAUUAACUACUAAAGUAUUUGUACAAUGCGAAGAAAUUGCUUCUAAGAUUACGACUAAAAGUAUUGUGACGCCAUACAAAACGUCAACAAAAUUGCCAACGAAGUCGCCUAAGUUGUCAACGAUUGGGAAUAUCCUACGCCAAGAGCACAGCUACACGUGGCCGGCGAAGACAAAAAAAUUCAAUGGACGCACGGCGCCAUUCCGAGAUACACUCCCUGAUCAAUGUGAUUUCAUAAUAAAAUAUUGUCACAAGACAUAUGCAACUUCAGCUAUAUGUGCGAGGACUUUAUAUUAUGAAUAUCAAACAUUUAAAAACUACUGCAUGUUAGAUUUCGUCAACUGCAGGGAAGGACAUGAAAUUUGGCAAAUAUUACAUAUGGGUAAAUGUUACACAUUAGAAGAGGCAUCACCAGCUGAAUUCAUAUAUUCAGGGGACACAUUCCUUUCAAAUGAUUAUGUGGUAGACAGACAUACAUUCAAACUGCAUGAAAUGCCACGUUACAUCCAAGAAAGGGAACAGUGAAAUCCUCACAAUAUCUACAAGGCAUUGUUUGAUGCAUGCUGUACAAAAUAUUGAUCAAUAUGUUGAAUGUUACCGCAGAGGUUG
Spodoptera litura is the source of this 669-nucleotide messenger RNA. RefSeq lists its product as uncharacterized. The record is from RefSeq and is a predicted model, not a curated record. NCBI's taxonomy places the organism in Eukaryota, Metazoa, Arthropoda, Insecta, Lepidoptera, Noctuidae.